Molecule: messenger RNA, 1035 nt
Organism: Gastrolobium bilobum
Lineage: Eukaryota; Viridiplantae; Streptophyta; Magnoliopsida; Fabales; Fabaceae
Product: ras-related protein Rab7-like
Exons: 7
Coding region: 167-787 (206 amino acids)
Cellular component (GO): vacuolar membrane
Molecular function (GO): GTP binding; GTPase activity
Source: RefSeq, a predicted model, not a curated record
GUUGAACAAUAACGAAAUUGAAGAGAAGAAGUAGGAAAGUUGAGGAAAGCGUGAGCGUGGCACACCGCAGCUCAGCGACUUUUGAGACUGAAAGCGGUUAUUGUGUCUGUUGUUCACGCCACCAAACACUAAUCUCUUUGAAAAUUUAAUCGUCCGUACGAAUACGAUGCCUUCCCGAAGAAGAACUCUCUUGAAGGUUAUCAUUCUCGGUGAUAGCGGGGUGGGGAAGACAUCUUUGAUGUAUCAAUAUGUGAAUAAGAAGUUUAGUAAUCAGUACAAGGCAACCAUCGGAGCAGAUUUUUUAACCAAAGAAAUGCAAUUUGAAGAUAGGCUUUUUACCUUACAGAUUUGGGAUACAGCUGGCCAGGAAAGAUUCCAAAGCCUAGGAGUUGCUUUCUAUCGCGGUGCUGAUUGCUGUGUUCUUGUGUAUGAUGUCAAUUCAAUGAAAUCAUUUGACAACCUUAACAAUUGGAGGGAUGAGUUUCUGAUUCAGGCAAGUCCUUCAGAUCCAGAGAAUUUUCCUUUUGUUGUAAUAGGAAACAAGAUAGAUAUUGAUGGCGGGAACAGUAGAGUGGUUUCGGAAAAGAAAGCUCGUGCUUGGUGUGCAUCUAAAGGAAAUAUCCCAUAUUUUGAGACGUCAGCCAAGGAUGGUAUUAAUGUCGAAGAAGCAUUCCAGUGCAUAGCAAAGAAUGCCUUGAAAAGUGGGGAAGAGGAAGAACUUUACCUGCCGGACACAAUUGAUGUUGGAAACAGCAGUCAGCAGCGGUCAACGGGAUGUGAGUGCUAAAUAUACUGCCUUUUCUCCUCAAUACAGAUAAAGUACAUUACUUAAAUAUGAUCUCUUCCUGCUUAGCCAUUACUGUCUAUGAAGCUUCAUUGUAAAUUACUGUUUGCUCAAGAAUCUAAGUGGUCCCAUGCUUGUUUGUUUUAUGUGCUUUGUGUUCAGAUUAGUUUCUUCUUGUAUGGUAUUUCUAUAUUGUCAAGGGUAUGUAAAGAUCAUUCUAAAGUUUUUUGUUUCAUUGCUUAUUGUUCUUA